AUGAAUAAGCGUCUUUUGCGGUCUUUGGGCUUACUUUUAGGUUUAUUGGUGUCUUUACAGCCUUCUUAUGUACAUCCGGAUGAACAUUUCCAGAGUAUAGAGAUCUUACAGCAACAGUUAAGAGGUAUUCGAGGGACGGUGGCCUGGGAGUUCAAAGGGGGUAACGAGUCGCGAAGCAUUGUACCUUUAUAUCUUUGGUAUGCGCCUGCUAUAUUGUUAAGUAGCCACCUAAAGACUGUUAGACCGCUGGUGGCAAUGUAUAUUAUGCGAAUGCAGAACUAUUUGUUGUUUCUUGCUGUUUGGAAAGUGUCCAGUAGGGUGCUAGAGAGCUCAAAGCUGCGUCGCUCAAGCGCCGAUCUAUUGAUGUGUACGUCUUAUGUAGUUGGGGGAUAUUUGUCGCAUACAUUCUCCAAUUCGAUUGAGGCGGUUAUUCUGCUGGCAGUACUCUCUAUGAUGGAAAUACUGGUCCAGAAGCCCAGGCAAGAGCAUGAGGAGUAUCUGAUUUCGGGGCUGAUGGGUGUAGCUGUGGCUUUAGGAGUGUUUAACAGAAUUACGUUUGGGGGGUUUAUCUUGUUGCCUGGUCUGUUGACAUUUGGUAAGUUCUACUGGCGUCAUUGGAGAUCGCUGUUAGUGGCUGCAGGCAGCUGCCUUUUUACAGCGGCGUGGAUAAUCUGGGCAGAUAGCAAGAUAUACCAGUCGAAUAGGUGGGUCAUUGCACCACUGAACAAUCUGCUCUAUAACAUUAAUGAGGACAAUUUGGCGCAGCACGGUCUCCACUCACGAAGCACUCAUCUUCUAGUGAACUUGCCUCAGCUACUAGGUCCUGCACUGAUUCCGGCACUAAGGCCGAGAUGGAGAAUGGUAAGGAUACCUUUCUUAUCAUGUAUUUCAGGCUUACUUGUGCUUUCUAUGUUUAAGCAUCAGGAAGUUCGCUUCCUUGUUCCACUGGUGCCUGCAUUAUUCUUGUCGAUAGAGACACUUGGAUUUGCUCGCUUGAUCUCAUCAAAGACCCUAUUAAAUGUUUGGCUAAUUUUUAAUAUUGCUAUGGCAGCAAUUGUUGGGAUUGGACACCAGCGGGGUGUGAUUACGGCUUUAAACUACUUGAAAGAAACCCCUGUGGAGGUACAAGUGUGGUGGAAGACGUACUCACCGCCUACCUGGAUUCUUAUGAACCAAGAUUUGACAGUUUCAACUACGAACUUUGUUGAUGGCGAGGAAAGGGUGGAUGAUAUAGAGUUCAGAGUUACUGAGAACCAUAUUGUAGAUCUGAAGGGGUCCGACAUACAAUUACUGAAUCACACGUUGACAAUGUUUUUAAAAAAUGGUGCCCAUGUGAAUUUGAUAAUGCCCGAUUCGGUUUUAAAGCUUGCUACUAAGUUGAGGAAGGAAUAUAGCUACGAACUCCAACCUCUAUACAGUUCACAUCUCCAUAUUGAUCUUGAUCAUAUAGAUGUGAAGGAUCUUUCUUCGCUACGCCCUGGCAUCACAGUCUACAAUAUCAAUAAGAUUAAAGACUGA
This is a messenger RNA of Eremothecium sinecaudum, 1518 nucleotides long. It is a transcript of the gene SMP3, whose product is annotated as glycosylphosphatidylinositol-alpha 1,2 mannosyltransferase. Gene Ontology annotation, cellular component: endoplasmic reticulum membrane. Gene Ontology annotation, molecular function: alpha-1,2-mannosyltransferase activity. The transcript has a single exon. NCBI's taxonomy places the organism in Eukaryota, Fungi, Ascomycota, Saccharomycetes, Saccharomycetales, Saccharomycetaceae. The record is from RefSeq and is a predicted model, not a curated record. Gene Ontology annotation, biological process: GPI anchor biosynthetic process. Bases 1 to 1518 code for a protein of 505 amino acids.